AAAGCGGUUCAUGUGUCCUUCCAAGUCUCCCGCAAAGUUCAACUUUAUGAGAUGCAAGUUGGGACUGCAACGUCGGUUCUAAAUCCUACUUCGGAAUAUUUGAAUAGUCAAGGGACAUGGGUCACGUAUAUUUUGGUGAUUCUGGUAGUGCACUUCAUCUUACUAUGCGUCCCACUCUUCACUACCGCCGUUGUUUGGACGUUGACUUGUACUUUUCACAAUGUUGUUAUGUAUCGCUUGUUACACUGGGAGAAAGGAAGCCCGUAUGAAACAUUAGAUCAGGGAGAAUCUCGUGUUCUCACUCAGUGGGAGCAGUUUGACGAUGGUGAGCAAUUUUCACCGACGAAGAAAUUCCUCUUAGUUGUCCCGAUUGUUUUGUAAGUCCCAGUUACGUCCUCAUGUAAUUCUGCUUAUUUCUCCAUACCAAUAGUAGUUGAGACCAUUUUUGUUGUUGAUAAAUUUCAUUUUAAAUUUUGUUAAAGCAGAGGCUACAAAAUAUUAGUUUAUUACACACAACAUAGCAGCUGACACGGAUUUGUAUUGGUUCAAUUUAACACAUCACGCGUAGAAAUUGAUAAAAUGAGAAACAGUGGUGAGAACAAUACUAUGCUAUUGGAUUGUUACAUAUAGAUGGAGUGAAUAGACGCAACAUGAUAUCACUCAGAUCCCCGCAAACUGACUUCUACCAGUCGUAAAAUUAUAGGCCAUCGUGAUAUUCACGACUUAUGCAUAGUCAUUACCCAGUUCUUUUAUUCCUUGUCAUAUGUGUUAUCAAGGUUCAUUUGUAAAUUUAGACGACAAAAUUUAUUUGUGGUCACUUAUUUUUAUCUUGGAUGUUAAUUUCUGUUACUCUGACUUUGUAUUUAAAGCACUUAAUCUUAACCACUAAAUUACGCCUAUUACUUCUUGUAGAGGAACAUAAGCCGCUCACCAGCAUUCUCCAUCGAAUUCAUUCCUAGGCAAUCCUUUACAGUUGCUCUUCAUCCUUUUCAUGCUUGCUUCCGAUUCUCGAUACAGUCUGUUCCGUGGUCUUCCUUUUUUCCGUUUCCCUUCAGGAUUCCAAAUUAGCUCUUGCCUUGUGAUUCAGUUUCAUGAUUUCCUCGAUGUAUGUCCUAUCCACUUCCAACGUCUUCUCCUAAUUCCCUCUUCAACUGGAAGUUGGUUUGUUCUCUCUCACAGUAGGCUGUUACUGAUGGUAUCCGGCCAACGGAUACUAAAUAUCUUGUGUAGACAAUUGUUUUUAAAUACUUGUACAUUUUCGAUGAUGGUUGUGAUAGUUCUCCAAGUUUCAGCUCCAUACAGUAGAACUGUCUUCACGUUCAUAUUAAAGAUUCUGAUUUUGAUAUUGGUUGACAAACAGUUGUUUCGAGUUCCAUAUGUUCUUCAACUGUAGAAAUGCUGCCCUAACUUUGCCAACCCUUACGUUUGGGUCUGCAUAGAUGAUGCUAACCAGGUAUGUGAAAGUUCCACCAAGUGUGAUUGGGUUGGUGUUCUCCGUGUUGUAUUUAAGGAUUCUGCUUUCUCCUUUGUGUAUGUUGAGGCCUACUGCUGAAGAGGUAGAGGUUUCUGCUACACUGGUUGUCUUGACCUGCAUUCGUUGAUGUGUAUGGGAUAGAAAGGCCAGGCCAUCUGGGAAGUCCAAAUCGUCUAGUUGCAUCCAAGCCAUCCAUUGUAUUCGGUGCUCUCCCUCAGAUAUCGAGGUCUUCAUAAUCCAGUUGACCGUCAGAAGAAAGAAGAAGGAGGAGAGUAUGCAGCCUUGUCUGACUCCGCUCCUCACUUGGGAUGUAUCUGUCAGCUGUCCUCCGUGCACCAAUUUGCAGUGUAGUCCGUCGUAUGAAUUACAGAUGAUGUUGACGAUCUUCUCAGUAACCUCACAGUGUCGAAGAAGGCUCUAUAAGGUCCUUAUAUCCACACUGUCAAACACCUCAUAGUCAAUGAAGUUGAUGUAUAAUGACGAAUUCCAUUCAAUUGAUUGCUCAACAGUAAUUCGUGGUGUCACGAAUCGGUCUGUGUACGACCGAUCCUUACGAAAUCCAGCCUAUUGAUAUCGAAACCGGACGUCCACUGAAUCUUUCAUCCGGUUCAACAACACUAUUGAAAACUUUUCAUGGCAUCGAUAAUCAUGUGACACUUCUGUAGUUCUCACAUUUGCUCAGGUCUAUUUUUUUUUUGGAAUUUUGAUGAGAUAUGCUUCUUUUCAGCCUGUCUGUGGCACUUGUUCCUCUUCCCAAAUCCUUACUGAAUAGAACGUGGAGCAUGUUUGCAGUUGCUUGUAUUUCUGACUUCAGUGCUUCAGACAGUAUAUUGUUAGGUCCCGCUGCUUUUCCACUGUUGAUUUUUCUGAUGGCCAUCCUGUUUUCUUCGGUCGUUGGUGGAGUGACAUCUAUAGGAAAGUUUGUAGGUGCUGCUUCGAUUUCCGGUGGAUUUAAUGGAGUUGGCCUAUUCAAGAGUUUCUUUCAACCAUUAAGCAGGUCACAUAUUCGAACCCCGUUUCAUCAUCCAUCUCACUUCUGCUAAUUGAAUAAUACAACUCACAUUCGCAGUAUGUUACAAAGCCAGAUACAUAGACCUGUGUUUGCUGAAUAAGUUUGAUCUAACAAUAAUGUGUCGAGCUAUGGCUAGUGUUAAAAUUAAAUAGAAGUUUUAGCGUUCUAAUCGUUCUGUGAACUCGAGAACUAGUGUUUUAUUUAAUCAUUACCUUUCAAAGUAUUAACCUUGUUAUAUAAAUAUAUCCAUACUAUCAAAUGCCUUCUCGUAGUCAAUGAAGUUGAUGUCGAGUGAUGAAUUCUAUUCAAUUGAUUGUUCCAUAAUGGUCCGUAGUGUUGCGAUUUGGUCUGUACACGAUCUAUUCUCACGGAAUCCUGCCUGUUGGUCUCGAAGUUGUGCGUCUACGGAGUCCUUCACUCUGUUUAACAACACACUGUUGGAGACUUUUCCUAGUAUUAAGAGAAGAUUGAUGUCUCUGUAGUACUCACACUUUCUGAGAUCGCCUUUCUUUGAUAUCUUGAUCAGGUUUCCUUCUUUCCAGUCCGUUGGUACUUGUCCUUCAUCCCAAAUUUUACUGAAGAGAAUGUGGAGUAUCUUCACAGUUACUGCUAUGUCUGCUCCCAGUGCUUCCUCUGGAAUGUUGUCUGGUCCUGCUGCUUCACCGCUCUUGAUUUGUCUGAUGAUCAUGCUGAUCUCGUCAGUUGUUGGUGGGCCAACGUCGAUUGGUAGGUCCGUAGGUGCUGCUUCAAUGUUGGGUGGGUUCAGUGAUGCUGAUAGAUUGAAGAGUUCUUUGAAGUGUUCUAUCCACCUGAUUCGCUGUUCUUAAAUGUUGGUGAUUACUUCGCCUUCCUUGCUCUUCAUUGGUCGUUCUGGUCUACGAUAAUUUCCAGUGAGCUUCUUUGUUGUAUCAUGCAAUGGCCUCAUGUUUCCUUCUCUUGCAGCCUUUUCCGCCGUCAUUGCUAGAUCUUCCACAUUUUUAUGUUUAUCGGUUCUGGUGCUCCUCUUCACUUGCCUGUUUACUUCCGUGUAUUUAGCGUGUGCCUUGGCUUCUUCUGCUCUUGGUCGGCUGGUAUUGAUUGCUGCUUUCGUGUUCCUCCUUUCUUAAAUCAUAUCCAGUGUAUCAACAGUGAUCCAUUCCUUGUGACGGUGCUUCUUGUGGCCCAGAACCUCAUGACAUAUUGAAGUAAUUACCUCCUUUAUCUCUUUCCAGUUGCUCUCCAUAGUAGUUCCUUCUCCAUUGAGUAGAUCAUGAAAGGCCUGGAACCUAUUGCUGAGGGCUAUCUUGAAUUUGUUGAGUUUGUCAGUAUCCCGAAGAAAAGCCGUAUUAAGCUUUUGUGAUGUUGUCCGCCCCAUUGUCCAGUAAUUCUUAAGUUUCAAUUUCAUCUUGGCGACCAGCAAGUGAUGAUCUGAUGCUAUAUCAGUUCCUCUCUUGGUUCUCACAUCCUCCAUCGCCCUCCUGAACUUUUUGUCGACUUCGUUCUGUGUAGUGUGAUCCGGUGAAGUCCAUGUGGUUUUGUGUAUACGUUUGUGUGGGAAUAUCGUGUCGUCUAUGACCAAUUUAAUGAAGGCAUAUAGGUUUGCAAAUCUCUCACCAUUUCUGUUCCUUUCUCCCAGUCCGCGUCGUCCCAUGACGUCUUCAUAUCCGGUGUUGUCCAUUCCAGCCUUGGCAUUUAGGUCUCAUCAGAAUGAUCAAGUCCUUUGUUGGGCACUUCUCGACGAUUGACUGCAGCCUAUUGUAGAAUUGAUCUUUAGCGUCUUCAUUGUAGUCGUUGGUAGGCGUAUAGCAUUGGAUGAUGUUCAUUGAAAUGCCCUCUUUGUUUUGAAGGAGGCUUUGAUGAUCCUUGGUCCAUGAGAUUCCCAUACUAUAAGUGCAUGUUGUGCUUGUUUGGAUAACAUCAAUGCAACUCCUCGUGUAUGUGGGACAUUUUCUUCUUGAUAGCCGGAGAAAAAUAGAAGUUCCCGUGAAGCUAGUCGUUGUAGUCCAACUUGCGCCCAAUAUGUUUCACUGAUUCCAAGCACCUCUAGGUUUUAUCUUCUCAUCUCUGCAGCAAUUUGGAAGGCUCUUCCGGUUUCCCACAUUGUACGAGCAUUCCAUGUACCUAAAUAAAUGGUCGCUCUGGUUGUCAGAAGGGGCUUCAGCCCCGUGACUUCCGAGGGAACUCGGCUUUCACUAUGAGGCGUCAUAACUCUUCUAAAUGAAGACCUUCUAACUCCCAGGACAGAGUUUAAAUGGUUUGAAUUAUUUUUCUGGUUAGCGUUUUUUUAUCGAGUUAGUUUUUUACGGGGUGGGGUCGCUCACCCCAUGCCCAACCCUCCUCCUUUAUCCGGGCUUGGUACCGGCAGUAGCCCAAGAAGGGCUCCAGACGGAGUUACGUUACAGAGUAACGUAAGAAAGUUAAUUUCACUGGUUGUUUCUGUCAUUAGAUAUUAUUGCAGCUCAAUAUUUAGUUUUAAAAUUUUUUCAAAAAGUUUGUUUUAAAAAAUGGGAAUCAGUGCUCCUGUUCGAAAUCAUGCAUCAUAUCAUAAGUCUUACUUAGCUUGUGCGUAAAGCAUGUGACUUAUUGUUUGGAGCACUCGACGUUCAGGAACGUCAUAACAAACAAAGCACUAAUGUGCCUACUUCACUCUGGACUGCUAGAUGGUGUAACCCAAUGCUAAACACACGAACGUGUAACUGGAUAUUGAGCUACGUUAAAUUUAUGCUACAUAAAUUCUUAGACAUAAUUUAACUUCUGAAGAUACCAGCCGGUUAUACAAGCCCGAUCUAAGGAAAACAAAUCAAGAGGAUAAAUUCUCAACAUUUGUGUGUUCAGUAGGAGUUAUCAUGAAAUGUUGAUCGUCCUUCUCUUAAGUAGUCGGUAAUUGUGAACGAAUCUGAAAUGUACGACAGGUUUUGCCUACAAAUUUGCUUAGAAACUGUUAUGUUUCGACUGUUGUUAGGAUAACCUUCGUAAACAAUAAUCAGGUCAUUGAAGUCAGUCUUUUAAGAUAGUGACGCUAAUAAAUUGUCAACAUAUCUGAAUACACAUAGCGGACCAGGGUAUUACUGACAUAAUAUACCAUGGAUACUAGCAAUCCUUCGGAGACAACGAUCACCGGGCACAAUGAGUCACAGAAUAUCUCGGGCCUGGAGAGAAAAUCAUGAUAACAGCAAAGAGGAGAAUAGGACUUGCUCCAUUAUCACCUAUGUAAAUACAGAUUUAAAAAUAAAAUCGUAAAUAAAGAUUACCAUUAAUUCACACGAUCUGUUUAACCUGCAUAUAGGUCCGUAAAAGAGAAAAAUCUAUACAGGUUAUUGGAAUAUCUUCUAUUUAGUGAAGCAAGUGAGGGAGAGAGAGAGUAUAAAACAACUUAAGUAAUUUUCAAGAAGCAAAAUAAACACUGACCUUCUUAACAAACUUUUUUCUAACAAGUACAUACAAAUGCAUUACUGAUAAAAUUUGUUUGCAUUAAGUAUCCAACUCUUAAUAUGUUUUAUGUAAACCGUUUAUAUAUGUAUGUAAAGUUUUAAUGCCUUCAUGCAAAUAAUUAAUAAAUUACAUUUUCUCAGUCACUUAAACAUUUUCCCUUCAUAUGAUGGUGGUAGGGAGUAAACGACAGGAAACUCUGGACCUGGGUUUCAUGCUACUUGACACUCAUCAGCAAGGUGUACCUGUAAUCCUGAGGGAACUGGUGCUCCCUGGUGGAUUCGGUCCCGUGUCACCCAGCUUCACAGUCAGAGAAGAGACGUUACCACUGAGUUAUCUGGGCCGCGACUGACCUGUAGGACUGAGAUGAUUUACAACUGAUUGAUCACUGGGUGGUGAUCAAUGUCAUUUUUGUUAGGUGAAAAAUCAACUAUUUCAAAGUAGGCAUUGUCUUUCAAACCAACUUUUUUAACUGUUUAGAACUUGGUUUACGUACAACUAUCUGAAUAUGGGCUUUACUUAUAGAUUGCUAUCAAUCCAGACUACCCAGUAGCUACAUUUUAGACAAAUGAGAACUUCGGGUUUUUUCCAGUGUUUGUCUGUUUUUAACGCGAAUAGCACAUUAAUCGAAAAUUAUCAAAGUCAUCUCGAAAAGAACAUUCACGCCUACACCAAACAGUUAUUACACAAAAUAUAAAAUACAAGUGACACAGUUACACUUAUAUAAGAUAGACAAAUAGAUAAUAUCUUAUCGAUUGCUAGUCUAUACAAUAAAAAAAAUUGCAAACAACAAAUUUCAAUCAAAUAAGGUCAAUGGUGACUGUGUUAACACAAUUAUCUGGGUGAUUUGGUUAUGAAAUUUAUCUAACAACUAAACUUAAGCACCUUCAAUACUCCCUCUUAAUUCAUUGAUUUACUAUACUUACUAACUAGUAGGACAGUAGUGGUGUUCAGUCACUCACAUUUUAUUCUCAAGAGGUCAUUUUUGUAAAAAUACUAUAAUGUAUAUCCAGACUACUUUUUGUAUUUGUCUGUUAUUAUUACCAUUAUUAUAUAUUGUAAAGGUUAAACUGCUCACUAUUUUGGCAAUGUUAUUUUGUGAGGUGAACAACACAUUAAAACUAUGCUUUAAUAGAAGAUUAAAUCUUUUUUUUAAAGAAAACGUAUAAAGACCAAUAAAUGACAUUUGUUUGUUCUAUAAAUCAUCAUCGUCAAUGGAAAAUUCUAAAACAGCAAGGUUCUUUUUUAACAUAAAAAUAACUCAUUUCACAGAUAUAACCUGGCUGGCCGCCUGUCUAAACUAUAUGCUUAUGAUCGAAUAGUUCAACUUUCAACCAAUUUGCCUGCACGUCCAACUCUCUCAGACAGUCAAUCGUUAUAGCUGACUGACUCCCUCUACCUGCCUACUUAAAUUGAAACAAGCUGGUAGAUAUUAUUAACAGUCUUUAUGUGUGCACACGUGAAAAGUGUGCUUUAAAAUUGAACUACACUAAUUCUUGUAUGUGGACCGCACAUUAAAUGGUAAUCGCUAUCAGAAUGUGUCUGAAUUUUAUCGGUCAAACACAUAGCUCAGUUUUAUGUAUAAACGUAUUUUUUUAAAGUGACCCUCUCAGUUGCUUUCAAGUCUUUGCUUUUUUUGCAAUUCUUAUUUUUAGAUUCUUACUUGCAAGUUUCUACACAGAAUACGACCCUCUUCAUUGUUUUAUCAACGCAUCGUCAAUGAUUGUUCUAGCCGUACUUCCUAAGUUGCCUCAGUUUUAUAGGGUUCGUUUUUUUGGUAUCAAUCGUUGGUAGUCCCAUUUUUUCUUAUGCUCACAUCCUUAUAUUAAUAAAAACAAUAAUAGUAACAAUUAAAUUACAUUCGGUGUUUUGUUUCCUCCUCUGUAUUCGGUUUAUUGUAUUACAGUUGGAAGAGAGAAAAAAGGACAUUUCACCCUUUCCACUUCGAAAAGUGCACAGAUAUCAGAUAGUAAUUGUCGACUUCUCUUUUUUACUUUGUGAUAUUGUGUUCAACCCCUCUUACAUACACUUAUGUGAUAUCUUACCAAAAAAUUGUUCUUAAGAUAUGUACGCUGGGUAUGUGUUUUUCUACUUUUAAAAAGUUUUUUUACUACCAUUUUUCAAGUUUCCAAUUAAUAUUUGUACCUUUAUAUUAAGCUGUGGAUGUGUUUUUUCCUUUCUAUCUCUGUAUCAAACUCACUUCUAAUUGGAAUAUAAUUAUCGUUAGUGUUAUAAUCUCUUUCUUACGGUAUAGCCCAGCUAUUCCUAUUGCUUGAUAUUCUUGGACACCAAAUCACUCGACAAGUCCCCUAAUCAGAACACGGUUGAACAGGAAAGAGAUUAUAUAUUUCAAAUAACAAGGUUAGAUGCAAGUAAGAAGCACAAUAGAGAAAACGUUAGUAUAUUUAUAGUUUUUACAUGAGAAGAUUCUAGAGCAUUCUCCAACUAUCGACUAGUGCACCAAAGCAAUUGUGCAUUGAGCAUGCUUUAAUCCAGUCUAUGUCCCGCUAACAGUUAGUAAAAUAGCUUCAUGAUAUAUAAUCAGUGACGGUUAACCUUAGGAAAGAGUCAAUAUGUAACUCCAUAACUUAAUUGUAUUCAUCGGUGAAAAGUAGUAUCUUGACUUCUAGAUGUUGUAAAUUGUGUCCAUCCAUCAAGUUAUUGACUAAUUAAUGUUAAGUACUCCCCAUCUCAAUGUAUUGAACUUUUCAGAUAAUUAAAAUAACCCAUAGUGUCAUUUGAAUAGUAAAAAGAAUUCAGCGAAGAAAAUUUUGUCGGUGAAAUCAUUUACUUAAGCUGUACAUUCGUAUAUAUACUUAUAUGGAAAAUAUAUGUCUAUAGGAGGAUAGAAAAGAUUGCAUCACAAAAACGGAUUCGAGAAUAAAUAAUAAAUGAGGUUGCGUAAUAAUCAAGGGGUAAGGAUGGGAAUAAUUUAUGGGUCAGAUAAUAGUCCGAUUGACAGAUAUGAAGAAAAGCGACAACCACAAAGGUCAUAAUAAUAGACUGAAUAAUCAACGAAACUUGCAUAAUAACAAUAACUGAAAAUGCAAAACAGUAAUUUAAAAAAUUCGAUAAUAAUCAAAUAAAUGUGCAGAAGAAAAAACAGGAACAUAUCCAUUAAGGGAAUUAGGGCCAAGGAAGGGUGAAAGGUUGGGCAAAUCAUUUCUGCACGCAAGGUUCAGGCUUUAGUUCGUGGAUUGCCAAUGCCUCAGCAAUGCAUAGAGUAUUGAUUCGAUCCAGUUCCUUUAACUCUGUAGAUUACUUUAAGAGAAGAUUCCUUUGGAGCGAUGUGUCCACAGUUAAUUAAAUGCUGCUGUAUCGAACUAGUUUGAAUAAUUCUUCUGGUUAGUGUUUUUCAGCAAGUUAGUUUUCUAUGGGAAGGGGUCGCUAACCCCAUGCCCAACCCUCCUCCUUUAUCCGGGCUUGAGACCGGCAGUAGCCCAUGGAGGGACUCUUCAAUAAUAUUUGGGAUGAGGAACAUGUACUAACAGACUGGAAAGAAGAAAACCUGAUCAAUAUAUCAAAGAAAGGCGAUCUCAGAAAGUGUGAGUACUACAGAGACAUUGUAGGGCCAGUGAAAUGUCACUGAGCCCUAGCCAAAUCAUCCGGCAGUUGGAUCACUGAAUGUCGAACAGAUCAUCGCUCCCUGCCAAGGUCAUGUACAAGCAACGCGCAUUAGUUAAUCAUACGCCAUGGACUGGCCCAUGCGGCAGUGGUCUUACUUUCGCUUGUAUCUACUUUAACUAAUAUAUUUCUGUAAUAACGUCCUUUGUGUUGUACAGUCUUCAAAGCAUCUAUAGUACCUUGUUACGUCAAUGGGGGUAGUCCACGUAAGGUGUUGACCACGAGGUGUGACUUCGACGUUAGUUGGUUCGUCACACCAUUCACGUCUAACUCGAGUCGGCCUCCAAUCAUUUCGACAUAGAUCAUCUACGUUGGUGAUCUACACUGGUGAGCAAGACUUCGAAUAACGCAACCUAUCACUAUAAUCUUUAUUAUUGUAUUCUAUACUUAUUCUUCUUCAUUUUUAUCAUCGCCUAUGUUAAUCUGUUACUGUGAACUUUCGUUGCUUCAUGUCAAUGUUGAUUAGCAUUUAAACCUAGAUAAUUCGUUCAAUCGACAGAACUAACCAAUCAACUACGAUUAUAAUCGGCUAUCGUGGUUCUUUAACAAGCAUUAGCAGCAUGUAAAUGCUCCUGUGUAAUAUGUCUGUUAAAAUAUCAACCACUCGUGAGUAUAGCCACAAGGCAACACGAACGCAUAUCUCUUUGUACCUUAUCCACUGGUAUAAAUAAGACAAGAUAAACUAUCGACUAUAAAUUCAUCUUUCUGCUUAACCACUAUCCACUAGAAUGUUCUGCUUUUUUUUACCACUGCCUGCCUAAUUUCCAAUUGCUGAGUUCCAUGGCCAAACAGAGGAUACGAAUGCUAUAAAUUUACGGUGAGUUUGAACUAUAAAUUUCCUGCGAUCUUAGAUCUCGUUUAGACUGUUCGUCAGUCUACAAUGCUGUGUUAAUCGAAAAAUUUAAUCAACAGUACCUCGUACAUAAUCCAGAUUCAAACUACUGCCUACUUCAUAUCUUCAUUACUGAGAGGCAAGAGUAACCCAGGCGAGUUUCAUAAUUUCAUUAGAUUAUUUCGUACUAUAUUUAUGAUGCGUGAUAACAUUUCGUAGUUGCUUUCACGUAAACUAGUCAUAUAUUCUGUCACUGCCGUCAAGUUUUAGUCGAAAUCAUGUACAUUUAUGACUCGUUAGUCGACAUACUGUGGUAAAACAUAUUGCAUGUACACGAGCACGCUUAGUCCAUGUCCCAAGUACACAUGUUGUCGUACUUAAUAUGUCACUUAAUGCUAGGUAAUAAGCUCUUUGUAUCAUCCUUUUACGAAAUGGCCACGUUACCUGGACCCUCUAAACCUUAGUUACAUUGGUGGUUACCAUUUUAAUUAAUGUUUAUUAUACCCCUUGUAUUUGCUAAUAAUUCACACGGUAAAUCAUGGCUCGAUUUCCUUAUUACACAGCAGUCAUUUUAAUUCUAUUUUCGGUUUAUUUACAUGCGAUACGGGUUUAGAAAAUAUCUAAACGUCCUCGAAAAUUCUCCACGAACCCAACCAUAGUUUUCGUAUAUGUUUUUAUUCACACAUCCAACUGUUACGCUAAUCAUACCUAAGCGAACGUUCAGUGCAACUGUCAGUAUACGUAAGAACGAUGUUAUUUAGACUUGACAUUGUAACACAUCUGAACUAUUGUAGUUCUACUUCGAUGUCGUACUUCAUUUUAUGAAGUAUUGUUUCCUCGUGGCUGUUGUUUAACAGAUGAUUCCGGUACAUCAAUCGGCUGUUCAACUACUCGACGAUUUACAACCUGUCCAGUUCAAUUGGUGGUCUGACGACAACAUCAUUCGCGCGAAUCAUCAGUUUAUGCAGUCGAGCGAAUCUCCUGCAAACUGAAAACGAUAUUGUCGCCUCUAUCCCAACACUGACAGCGUUUUUCACGGGUAUCAUUGACAUGAGUCCAGAGUGACACUCUUGGUUUCUUAUGUUCUUUUCGAUAUUUUUCUGUUCACUAACCGAACAAACACGCAGCAUUCACCGUUUAUCAUCUUUUAGAGACUUCAUCGUGCCACCUUUUGCUGUCGAUUUGUAGCCUUCAACCCUUACUGACUGUAACAGCAGUCAUCGACUUUUCAAA
Messenger RNA from Schistosoma haematobium, 11583 nucleotides. Its product is annotated as proteasome regulatory particle base subunit. The transcript has 2 exons. Gene Ontology annotation, cellular component: endoplasmic reticulum membrane. The coding region runs from base 2188 to 2517 and encodes 109 amino acids. Gene Ontology annotation, biological process: ceramide metabolic process; intracellular sphingolipid homeostasis; negative regulation of ceramide biosynthetic process. The record is from RefSeq and is a predicted model, not a curated record. Lineage: Eukaryota; Metazoa; Platyhelminthes; Trematoda; Strigeidida; Schistosomatidae.